Molecule: messenger RNA, 2110 nt
Organism: Effrenium voratum
Lineage: Eukaryota; Dinophyceae; Suessiales; Symbiodiniaceae
Source: the annotation of a GenBank genome assembly
UGAUUCCACACUCCCAGCCGAGAGCCAUCGUCUGGCCAAGCAACAUUCAGAGCACUCGCCGCGCCGACCAUUUCUUAGCUCCGAAUAUAUUUCCAUCACUGCUAGGCCACCAUGACAGCAUCGCACUACGAUGUCGCCAGCAUCUUGAAGAAGAGAGGAUACGAAGAGCGCAACAAGAUAGGCGAGGGAGCCUUUGGCAAAGCACUGCUUGUUGCAGGCAAGGAUGGGUCCCAGAUGGUGUGCAAAAUGGUGGAUGUCAGCAGGGCAACGCCCAAGGAGCAGCGAGAAGCUUUACAGGAAGGGCAGUUGUUGGCAUCCUUGAAACAUCCGUACGUUGUGCGCUACCGGGAGAGCUUUACGGAGUCUGGUUGGUUCUGUCUCCUCAUGGACUACUGUGAAGGCGGCGACCUUACAAAGCAGAUUGACAAUGCCAGGAGGAAACGUCAGAACAUCCCAGAGGAACAGGUGCUUCGCUGGUUUACCCAAGCAGUGCUGGCUCUCAAAUACAUCCACGAAAGGCACGUGCUGCACCGCGACUUGAAGCCUGGCAACUUCUUUAUUUCAAAAGCUGGCUGCCUGAAGAUGGGCGACUUCGGCAUCGCCAAGGUGCUGUCCUGCACCCUGGCCUGUGCACGAACCCAGAUUGGCACGCCGUACUACUUGAGCCCUGAGGUUUGCGAGGAGGAGCCCUAUGCCUGGCCUUCUGACAUUUGGGCCAUGGGCUGCAUCCUUUAUGAGCUCUGCGCCUUGAAGGUGCCUUUUGAGGGCCCAAACAUUCAUCGCCUUGUGCAAAAGAUCCUCACUGGCACAGUGCCUGUUCUUCCCGGCAGCUACUCUGAGUUCUUGCGACGGCUUUGCAGUGAGAUGCUGGAUAGGAUGCCUGGCCAGCGCCCAUCAGCAGAUGACAUCCUGAAGCAGCCAGAGAUCCAAACUGUUGUCAAGCAAAUGCUGGAGGAGGCCAGUACUCCAGAUGCAAAGGCUGAACCCCUGGCGAAGGUGUUCAAGCUCGGUGACCUGGUGGAGUACCACUCCAGCACUCACAAUGACUGGCUGCCCGCAACGGUUCUCAAAGAUGAUGCAUCAGGUCGAAUCAUCAUUGAUCUCAAGCCUAACACGUGGAUGACUGCGGAGGAGCAGGCUCAGAAGAUCCGACCUCGGAAAGUUGAGCCAAAGCCAAGGUCCUCUGCCUAUCCGCGGAGUGGCAGCCAACCAGCCAUCGCAAGGGUUCAGUCUCAGGAGAAAGCCAAAGCUGAAGGUGGCAUGUUCCCAGACAUUCGCCGCAGUGACAAGGCGCGCUUGGAACGUGCCCCAAGCUCUUCAAAUGUCAUACAGCGCAGUCCCUCCGCCCCUGCAGCACCCGUGCGCAGCCGGAGCCGAUCGGCCUCCGCUGCCCGAGAAGCCGCUGCUGCGCCUCGGCGGCUGGGCCGCGUGGGGUCCAGACCCUCCUCAAGGGCGCAGUCACCUAUGGAAGGAGAGACACCGAAAAGCUUGUUUCGGAAUCGUUCGGGAAGCCGUGUGGCAUGAAUGAAGCAUCCAUGCCAUGUGUACAGAAACAAAGCGCAUCGAACUUCGAUAGCGGCCAUGGGAUGCCAUGGGCAAUUGUUUCUUCAGACAAACCGGACAUGCGCUUCCGCUACAAACCUCUGAGAGGUUUGUUUGUAAAUUGGACUCGGCACCGCAAGGGACACCACAACUUUGGUCACACUCUGGAGGUUGGUGGCAAACUGCCAACCGUUCACGCGAUGUCUGGCGAAACUUCUGCUGUCUUUGAAACUUUCUAUUUUUACGCUCCAAUGGUCUCCCGAUUUGCCGAACCUAUGUGCAGGCCAGCUGCAUGCUUCGGAGCUCUUGAAUUGGUGGCGAAGUUUGCUCACCGUUGACUCUACUGUGAUGUGCUCCUUUAAGGGAUGACGUCACUGGAUGCAUGUGCGCUCCAGAUGGAUGGAGCUGCAUUUCUUGCUUCCUCCGGAAGGUUAAUCAGCUAUGCUUUGCAGGUGCACGGGCUCAUGGUGUCCUGAAUUUGCCUGCCCUGUGCUGCAGUGCCAGCACUUGUGCAGUGCCAGUGCUUGUCGGUUUCUGUAUGAAGCUGGCUUGGCGAGUAUCAACGAGC